Pseudoliparis swirei is the source of this 6082-nucleotide messenger RNA. RefSeq names its product protocadherin-15-like. The record is from RefSeq and is a predicted model, not a curated record. The coding region runs from base 62 to 5395 and encodes 1777 amino acids. Gene Ontology annotation, molecular function: calcium ion binding. The transcript is spliced from 41 exons. Gene Ontology annotation, cellular component: stereocilium; plasma membrane. Gene Ontology annotation, biological process: homophilic cell-cell adhesion; inner ear development; sensory perception of sound. Lineage: Eukaryota; Metazoa; Chordata; Actinopteri; Perciformes; Liparidae.
GAAAAGUGUGUGUUCAACAUAUGGCUUCAAAGAGAAUAACGCGAUGGAUGCUUGGUGAAGCAUGGCGGUGAAGAUGGUUAGAACGCACUUCCCGGGGCCACCGUCAUGGGGCCGGGUCAAAUGCCCGAGCGUAAUCGGAACCGGAGUCCUUCAUCUGCUGCUGCUGUCGACCUGUCUCGGCCAGGACAUGGAAGACUGGCAAUAUGAGGAAUGUAAACUGUCCCGGUCGGGUCCACCGGCUACCAUUGUUGCCAUCGAUGAAGAAAGCCCCAACGGAACGUUAUUGGUAGAAAACAUGCAGAUAAAUGGCGUGGCGGAGGGUCCGGGGCGUACCAUCUCUCUGUCGCUGCUGGAUAACCACGACUACUGGGUGAUCCUGGACCCUUCCAAACAAGCCCUCUACCUCAACAGCACCGGGCGUGUUCUGGACAGAGAUCCCCCCUCGUAUAUUCAGUCCAUCGUGGUCCAGGUCCAGUGCACCAACGAGCUGGUCGGCACGGUGAUUUUACAUGAAGUCCGCAUCGUUGUGCGAGACCGCAACGACAACGCACCGCAUUUCCAACAGCCGAGAUACUACAUCGCCGUCAGUGAGCUGACGCCAGUGGGCACCACUAUCUUCUCUGGCUUCUGGGGGAAGAACGGGGCAAAAGACAUCGACGACGGUCCCAACGGACAGAUAGAGUACACCAUCCAGUUCAACCCCAAAGAGCCGACAACCAACAGAACGUUUGACAUCCCUCUGACGCUGUUUGGUGCUGUGCUUCUCAAAGAAAGACUCAACUAUGAGGAGAUAACGCGGUACCUGGUCAUCAUCCAGGCAAAUGACCGAGCCUCCUAUCCCAGUGAGCGCCGUACGGCCACCACCACCCUCACCGUGGACGUACUGGACGGCGAUGACCUGGGUCCCAUGUUCCUGCCGUGUACGCUCAUUGGAAACACCCGUGACUGCAGUCCCAUCACGUACAGGGCGAACGUCCUGGAGCUGACGGAGCCCGUAAGUGUGAAUCCCGUCAAUGUGACUCCAACCAUUCACGCUGUGGACCAAGACAGAAACAUACAACCUCCCUCUGAAAGGCCAGGGCUCCUCUACUCCUUCCUCAUUGGCCAACCAGAGUCCUAUGCAGAAUAUUUCAGCUUGAACGGUACCACCGCAGAGCUCCUGAUACUAAAGCCCAUCGAUAGAGAACUCUACCGCAGAUUUGAUCUGGUUAUCAAGGUAGAGCAGGACAACGGCCACCCCUUGCCAGCUUUUGCCAACCUCCAAAUCGAAGUUCUGGAUGAAAACAACCAGGCGCCCUACUUCCUGGAGACCAGUUACCAUGGCUACGUCAGUGAAGCAUCACCAGUGGGAACCACCAUAGCGACCACUGCCAGCCUGUCUCCACCGCUGGCCUUCAUUGCCCUGGAUAACGAUGUGGAGGAGACCAGGGACCCUCAACUCCAGUUCUCAUUGGACCGCUACGCUCAUGUUUUCUCUGUGUCCGCGACUGGAAUCCGACGAUAUCUCACCCUGGUGGAGCCGCUGGACAGGGAGACCCAGGACUCCUACACAUUCACGCUCUUAGCGUCCGACGGCGUCCAGCAGAGCGUUCCGGUUACCGUGGCGAUAACGGUGUUGGACGCCAACGACAACACUCCGACUUUUGCGAAUGUUUCCUACGACGUCAACCUGUUUACUGAUGUGAUGCCCGGAGAAACUGUGAUGCAGCUGGCAGCAGUGGACUCCGAUGCAGGUCCCAACGGUCAGGUCACUUACCGCAUCAUCGCUGGUGACCAGGGACAUUUUCUUAUUGGCAAAAGCACCGGGGUUAUUACUGUGGCGCCAAGCGUUGAGCUCACUGUGGGGCGGGAUUACGCUUUGACCGUAGAAGCCACGGACAACGGGCCGGCUCCGCAGAGGAGAUCAUCCAUUACGACAGUCUAUAUUGAAGUGUUGCCCCCAAACAACCAGAGCCCCCCACGUUUCCUCCGACAACAAUACAAUCUGGAGAUCAGCGAAGCGAUGAGGACUGGAGCGACGCUGCUUAAUCUGCAGGCAGUGGAUCGUGAGAGGGACCCCAUCACAUACACAAUCCUCACGGGAGACGGCUUUGGACAUUUUGCUCUGCAGCAGAACUCAGGGUCUUUGGUGCUGGACAAGCCUCUGGACCGGGAGUCAGUGGAUUAUUAUAACCUGGUGGUCACAGCCUCAGACGGACACCCGGAUGGGACCUCCACUGUGACGGUGAGCGUCGUGGUGACGGACGUCAACGACAACGACCCGCGCUUCGAUUCUUCACUGCCAGUGAACCUCACGGUCAUCGAGGAGCAGGAUCACGCCUACGUUGGACAGGUCAAGGCUACAGACCCGGAUCUGGGGCCGCGCGGUCAAGUCCACUAUCGGCUCCUCAACCACCAGAAGCUGUUUAGCAUCAAUGCCACCGGAGUGAUCAGAACGACAACGCCUCUGGACCGAGAGGUGAAAGGUCACUACUUUCUGAUCGUAGAAGCCUGGGACAGUGCGGUGGACCCUCGGCGAUCCAGAUUAACGCUGUCCGUCACCGUCCUGGACGUCGAUGACAACAGCCCGAUAUUCACCCAACAAACAUACAACGUCACCCUACCGGAGAACAGCCCCAAAGAUACAGUCAUACUACAGCUAAAGGCGAUAGACGCCGACCUCGUCUCCAACCUCACAUAUCGAAUCAGGACGCGGGGCUCGGACCAGGGGAUUGCUCGGCUGUUCCGCAUUGACCCGGUGACGGGAGAGCUGUCGGUUCUCAGAGUGCUGGACUAUGAAGCUCUGAGUGAACCAGAGCCCACAUUCACAUUCACAGUGGAGGCCACGGACACAGAGGGCAGCAUGCCUCCGGGACUCGCCUCCGUUACUGUCUGGAUCACGGACAUGAAUGACUUUUCCCCGGUAUUCAGCCAGUCGGUGUACCGAGGCCUGGUCGCCCCCAAUGCUUUCAAGGGAACCAUCGUAACCACGGUGAUGGCCAAUGACUCUGACCCUGCGGGUACCCCGGCAGGUCGAGUGCGCUUUAAAGUGAACCAGGAGGCUUUCCCAUACUCCGCCAGUUUAUUGGAUGUAGAGGAACGGACAGGAAAUGUUGUAACCAGAGUUAACCUCAACGAAGAGCCCAACCUCAAGUUCAACCUGGUGGUGGUGGCGUAUGAUGAUGGUGAGCCAGUGAGGGAAAGCACAACUCGAGUAGAGAUCACGGUCCUUCAGCCCUCUGUCAUUCCUGUGUUCACUCAGGACAAAUACAGGUUCCCACGGGUGAGCGAGGAGGCUGCUGUUGGGACCCCGGUGGGAACCAUCAUGGCGGCUGCUGUCAAUCAAACGAUCGUCUACUCCAUCAUCGAAGGCAACCAGGGAGAUGUGUUUGCGCUGAAUGAAACGACAGGCGUGAUUUCCACAGCCAAGCCCCUGGACUACGAGGCCAACUCCUCCUACGUCCUGAAGGUGGAAGCAGACUCCAUGAAGGUGGUGUCCACCAACCGCCGAGUGCCCUCGAAGACCAACACAGCGAAGGUGGUAAUCGACAUCCAGGAUGAGAACGACCACCCGCCGGUUUUCACCCGACCUCUUUACAUCGGCGGGGUUGCAGAAGACACUAAAACGUUCACCUCUAUCUUGCACAUACAGGCACGGGACAAAGACACCGGCAACUACAGUUCUAUGAUGUACCGGCUCAUCAUCGCCCCUCCCACCGGUAAAGACACUAAAAGCAGCAAAGACGGCUUCAUCAUCGGACCGUACAGCGGCGUGGUGAAGACGGCGAUCAUGUACCGCAACAUGAGGCGGUCGUAUUUCAAGUUUGAGGUGGUUGCUACAGACGACUAUGGUCAAGGACACAGCAGCAAGGCGGAGAUAGUGGUGUCAGUCGUGAAUCAGCUGGACAUGCAGGUGGUCGUAUCGAACGUCCCUCCGACUUAUGUGGAGAAAAACAAAGACGAGCUCCUCAGCAUUUUGGAACGCUACGUCCAGGAGCAGGUUCCGGGAGCAAAGGUUGUCGUGGAAACCAUCGGGCCCCAUCGCACGGUCGAUGGAAAGGAGCAGGACGACUACACCAAGUCGGACCUCAUGAUUUACGCCAUCGACCCGCUGACGAACAGGGCCGUUUCCAGACAGGAGCUCCACAAGUUUCUCGACGGUAAACUCUUGGACAUCAACAAAGAGUUCCAGCCCUUCCUCCCCCCCGGUGGACGGAUUCUGGAGAUCCGAACCCCUGUGGUGGUGACCAGCGUGAAGAAAGCCGUGCAGUCCGUCGGCUACACGGAGGGGGCGCUGUUGGCGCUGGCGGUUAUUAUCAUCAUCUGCUGCGUCCCCGCCAUACUGAUUGUCAUCAUCACCUACAGACAAUUCAAGGAACGCCAGGCCGAGUGUGCCAAAACGGCCCGUAUCCAGAUGGCGUUGCCAAUGGGCAAACCUGCGGGAGGAACUGCCAACAACCUGUAUGAAGAGCUGGGUGACAACGCCAUACGUGGCUAUGGACAACAGGAGACACAACAACUUCUCCGGCCUUCUCUGCUCAGACCAGAGGAGUUAUCCAUGGAAUCUGGCAUCGACCCCGGCCAGGACUACUACACGCAAGAUUAUUACAACUACGAUCACGGGUAUGACCUUCCUCAGUACGGCAGUCGCAGGAAAUUGAUCUCACCCUCCGGCCUUUUCGAUGAAUACGGAGAGGUCGUUGUUGACGAUGACGGGAGCUACUACUACAGCCCACAAGAGUCUGACGGAGAGAAGGGAUCCCCAAAACGUCGGAUCAAGCUGGUGGUGGACCGGGAGCACGAGACCAGCUCCACCGGGGAGGACAGCGCGCCGGAGACCCAGCGCGGCCGCACGCCCGCCGCCGGGCUCAACGGCCACGCCGACGCCAACCUCUACGUGGCCCAGAACGGCUCCGUCAUCCGCACCCGCCGCACCGUCAACACAACAGGUCCCCCGCACGCACACACACACAAGCCCGCCUCCCCCGGCUUCAGCUCACGGCUGGCCAAGCACUUUAAAAAUCUGGACAAAAUGUCCGCCACGCUGGAGGAAAGAGUGCCGCUGCGCACCUUCCAAAGCUCGGGGACGGCCGCUUCCUCUCUCUCCGACGCGGACAACCGGAAAACGCCGAGCGCGCUCAACGCCGGGCGAUCCCGAGCGUCUCUCGGGUCGACCGGCGGCGGAGCGUCCGGAUCGAACCCGCUCGACGAGGAGCCGCCCCGGAGCGCGGCGGGGGGAGACGAGUCCAAGGAAGGCGAGCGGGAGUCGGAGGUCGACGGCGGGAACGACGAAGACGAGGAUGGACUCGUAGCGGGGGAGCCGCUGGAGUGCCCGAGUGACAGAACGCAGUCGGACGAGGAAGAACUGUGGAUGGGCCCGUGGAACCGCCUCCACAUCCCCAUGACCAAACUGUGACUCCACGAGGCUCCCGAUCGGCCGGAUCGGCUCAGCGUUCACGCAUCAGAACUAACGGCGAUGCUCCGAUCCAAAUGGGCCCUAAUUAGCAUAUUGGUAAAAGGUGAAUUGGCAUAUUCUGCUGUAAGAUUCCUCACAUGUCAACAGAAAUAAUUAUAUUUAGAGUAACUUGGCAUCUAAUUGACUUUUUACAAAUUCACUCAUUAAAAGUGGAAAACAAAUAUUCCCCUUCAGCUCGGUUCUCGCCUCUUUGUUUGCUUCCCAUUCGCGGAGCAAACAAACAGCAGAUGCGUCGCCGGCGCUCACAGAACAGACGAAACAUUUGCGAUGGAAUCGCUGACUCCACCUUUUUAAACGGUUUGUUUCGGAGCCGCUGAAUAAUCCAGCGUCCCUGAAGCCCGACCGAUCCGACAGCUGCUACCCCCCUUUGUAAAACUAGACGAGAAGAAAAGGACUUGCUAUAUUUCUACUUUCCUACGAGAUAAUGAAGGAAACUUCAGGAAAAAGUCUGAACUUUGUCCGGCCCGUUAUCGACCGGCUCCGGGUGGAACUCACUCGUUUCAUUCGGUGUCGAGACUCAUCUGGAACUUUGCCGACACUUUGCAUCGACGCACGACGUCUCGUAUCGUUCAAACAUGCCUUUUUAUCCGUGUCGAGUUGCUUGACAAACAUCCAAAUAAAAGAUGA